Molecule: messenger RNA, 1556 nt
Organism: Penaeus monodon (black tiger shrimp)
Lineage: Eukaryota; Metazoa; Arthropoda; Malacostraca; Decapoda; Penaeidae
Exons: 2
Coding region: 1089-1523 (144 amino acids)
Source: RefSeq, a predicted model, not a curated record
UGUAGGCCUUGAGGAAUGCCCGACGUUUAUAGAGGUUCGGGGAGUUGUAGGUUGUGGCUGUUUGGCUUUUUUCCCUUUAUUUCAUGGUGAAUAUCGGUCGUUCACCAAAGGCCAUUCAUACCCACUUGCCCAAAGAACAAGUGUUGAUGCAAUUCCCAGAUUAGAUCGAACUAAGCGGCUCCCAGCGCCGGAGAAAAUGGCGGCCGAAAUCCCGCGUUGUGACAGUCGGCAUCGCGGUCGGGCGAACAGGUACAGCAGCGAGGGAGUGAGGGAGGGCCAUGAAGCAAGACCAAACGUCGCCGUCGACGUAUUAUUCCGACGCGGAUAGUCUGUUCCUCGCUCCUUUUCGACGUCCCAGCAGCUCCCGGCGAACACGUGGCCUUCGUCAGGUCGCUCGUGAGUUGGUGAAGGUCGAGGAGCUCGUGGUGGACGUGUGGAGAGGGAGGAGGGAGUGGAGGGGUGCCGUGGUCGCGAGAAUUACCAGUGAUUCCCUGUUUAUAUAGUGGAGCGAGGUUGUGUUGACAGCAAUUAUAAGCGAAUUGGUCCCCAACGAGGGAACGAUACUCAACGGUGCCAGCCAGGCCCAGAGGGUGCCAGUGUCACAGUGUGUGCUGAUGCAGUGCCAUCCGAGAGAGGGCCAAAUUUGCGUGGGAAAUGUGACGCACAAUGCACCAGCUCUGAAAUGUGUUGUUUUUUGUUUUGUGUGAAAAUAAGAGUGAUGACAACAGGACAUGCUUGAGAGUGACACGCUGAGUUCGUCGAUGAGAGUGACGGCUCGAAGUGGCAGUGUGAUAUUCCGAAUUAUACUAGCGAGUGCGCCUGUGCUGUGUUUAUCGUGAUCGGUGCUUAAUUGGCAAUCUAAAUGGUAAUUAUUGACUCGAAGGAAUUACAUUUCAUUUGCUGCAAGGACGUCGAUCACAUUGCAAGUGUUAUCGCACUGAGAUGAGGCCGUUGAGCUGCGUCGCCAGCGGCAGGUUCUGAUCCCGACGACCCACGAGUCCCUAGCGCGUGCCAGCGCCGCCACCGUCCACGCCUUCCGCAGGUGAGGCUCAUGACAGGGCGGGGCAUGUUAGUGCAUCUCUGACACCAUGCCAGAUAGUGCCGGAAUAUCGGGCCCGUGCCACCACGCCCCCGAGGAGGCCUUCCGGGGGGCGGAGCGCGGGCGGCCGCUCGGCCAGGAGCCGUGGGCGGACGAGCCCGGCGACGGCAGCGGCCCCGUGGGCGGUCGACUGGUGCACGCCACCACACACGUGCACACAACGCAGGUGCACACCACGCACGUGCACGGCGAGCACCGCCAGUUUGUGACGGUGGUCGCAGUAGACAAGGGCGCGGAGGAGGCGGCCUCCCCGCCUCACGCGGACGACCUGACGACUUGCCACGCUUCGUGGGGUGCGACGCAGCCGGCCGCCCCUCAGCCCGCCCCGCGAGGCUUCGUCACGGUGGUGGCCGUGGGGAGCAACAGCGAGCCGCCAGCUUGCGCCUCCACCAGAGCGACGACGGCGCCAUCAACGCCAACCUGAACGUACGCCUGGCCCCCCCCGACGCCGCCCACG